UAUGGCGAGGAAAAGACAAGCUUUCCAGUGUUCCCUUGUGUUUUGCGGUCAGUGAGCCCAUGCGUUUGCGUUUGACAUCUGAUUAAAUCGGCAAAAAGGCAGGAGAAACAUGGCAGAGUCGGUGGGAGAAGAAGAAACAGAAAUGAUCUGUAAAUCUAAAGUAACAAAGAGUUGGAUCCCCAGUAUCAUUAAGAAAAGAGUAUGCACCACCUUUGUGGAAGAUUCUGUGAGUGAUGGCAAAAUGUGUCAGUGUGGAAAACCAAAAGUAGAGCAUCCCCCUCAGGCCAUCGGAGACUAUUUCAGUGCCGCCAUUGUGAACUAUUGGGACAGCGUCCGACACUCAUCAGAAUUACCAACCGAUGCUUAUGGAGAGCUGCAGUUUGCAGGAGCCAGCAAAAGACAUAGCUAUUUCUUGCGUCUAUCAUGGGGCACUAAUCCAUCUACCAUCUACAACCUAAUGACGGUUCAAUGGAGCCUCCCUUCACCUAACCUUGUGGUUUCUGUUGUGGGUGGAGAGAGCCAGGCGUCGGUGAAGAACUGGGUGCGGGAGGUCAUUAGAAAGGGGCUGGUGAAAUCCUCACAAAGAGCAGGAGCGUGGAUAAUAACAGAGGGCUUUCGGGAAGGAGUUGGCAAGUGUGUGGGUGAGGCAGUGAGGGAUCACGCCACUGCUGCAUCUUCAGGUUCCUUCAACAAGGUGGUGGCGGUUGGCAUCGCAUCAUGGGGCUUAGUCUACAAUAAAGAGCAGCUGAUCAACCCUGAGGGCAGCUACCCUGCCAAGUAUGAUAUCAGGAACUCUCCUAAAGAUUCAUGCUGCCUGGACAACAACUACCAGGCGUUUCUGCUGGUGGAUGAUGGCAGUGUUGGCCGCAAAGGAGGAGAAAUAAGCUUUAGAGCCAAACUAGAGGACCACAUUUCCCACCAGCCCACUGGAAUUCAGGAAAGUGGAAUCAAUGUUCCUGUUCUUUGUAUGCUGAUAUCAGGAGAUACAAGUAUGCUGAAGAGAGUAGAAAUCUCGCUGAAGAAAUCCUUGCCCUGGCUGGUUCUGGCUGGUUCUGGAGGCCUGGCAGAGUUCCUCAGCGACGUGGUGGAGAAUUUGUCCUCAUCUCCAGUGGUGCAGACUCCAUCUGAGGCCGACGGCGACCUCAGCCCCAUCGUGGACCUGAAAGAGAGGGUGGCAGAUCGGGUUAAGAAGUACUUCCCCAACGAAAAAGAAACUGACAAAGUCGUAGAACUGACUCUGAGCAUCUACCAAAACAAAGACCUAAUUACAGUUUAUAAUGGAACACAAGAGAGGCUGAAUGACUUUGACAAAGUGCUGCUCAAAGCGUUGGUGAGAGCAAGUAAGCAGCGUGUGUCCGUUGACGACAGUCCUUACAUCGAGGAGCUCAGGUUAGCGGUCACAUGGAACAGAGUUGACAUCGCCAGGAGUGAACUUUUCAAUGGAGACAUCCUCUGGAAAGAUAAAGAUUUGAAAGACUCCAUGACGAACGCCCUGAUCAACGAUAAGCCUCAGUUUGUACGGCUUUUUACGGAAAAUGGCUUCAACAUCCGGAGUUACCUGACUUAUAAAAAACUAGAAAAGCUCUAUCAGUCUGUGCCCAGUGGAACUCUCUUAUACCAGCUACUUGAGCGCCGCCUAUUGAUACGCCAUGGAAUUACAGCCCUCUCGCCUGCUCACGACAGCCAGCCGGAUUCACCAAACCAGCCUAAAGAGUCUAAUCAGUGCCAACCAGUGAUGAAAGUAACUCUUUUUGAGGUGUCUGGUGUUCUGGAUAUGCUACUUGAUGAUGUCUGCCAACCGUUCUACUAUGAUGUUUUGGAAUUGGGACAUUUUUCGUCCAGAAGAAGAGCCCUCAAGCAAGCUGCCAAGCUUCUGGUUGGGGAGAGCAAGUACAGGGAGGAGCGCUGCGUCUACCCCUGGGCUUCACUCUUCAUCUGGGCUAUCCUCCAGAGGCGGAAUGAGAUGGCCACCUUCUUCUGGGAGAUGGCAGGUGAGUCAGUGCUGUGCGCUCUCAGUGGUUGUAAAAUGUUGAGAGAGAUGUCCAAGCUGGAGACUGAGACUGAAGGCAAACUCUCCCUGAAAGAGAUGGCUCAGAGCUUUGAGAAUCUGGCUCAUGAUAUCUUCAGCUCUUGUUACCACAGCGAUGAGAAUCGUGCCUUUACCCUUCUGAUUAAGAAAUCUCCUGUAUGGGGCGGCACUACCUGCUUACAGAUGGGCAUGGGCGGCGAUACGAGACUUUUCUUCAGCCAUGAUGGCGUGCAGUCUCUCCUUUCCCAGAUCUGGUGGGGAGACAUGAAAAGGAACACAGAGGUGUGGAAGCUGUUGCUGACUUUCUUUUGCCCUAUCCUCUGCUACACCAGCCUCAUUUCCUUCAGAGGGCAAGAGGAACAAGAUAAGCCAGAAGAAGAAGAGGGGAAGCCGAACGAGGAGCUGCUGGAUAGCAACUAUGACUAUGGAACCACUGUGUACUCUUACCCUGACCUGAAACAGAAUGAAGCUGACGGUCAGGGUCCAACCACUCCUUCGACACCCAUGAUUAAUGACAAAGACCCACCUUUCAGACCGCCACGGCGUCCCUUCAUUGUAUCACGGUGGCGUCAGUUUUGGUUUGCACCUGUCACCUCAUUUUUGGGAAACGUCCUGAUGUACUUCCUCUUCCUGGUGCUCUUUGCCUAUGUGCUGCUGGUGGACUUCAAGCCGCAGCCUCCUUGGGGGCCGGCAGUCUCAGAGUACGUGUUGUACUUCUGGGUGUUCACCAUUGUGUGUGAGGAGAUUAGGGAGACGGCCUUUUUGGGGACGAGGAAUUGGCGCCAAAGGCUCAGAAGCUACAUUCAAGAUGUGUGGAAUAAAAUCGACAUCGUUGCCAUAACUCUGUUCAUCGUAGGUCUGAUCUGCAGGAUGUAUGAAAGGUCAUACGAGUUUGGCCGAGAAGUCCUGUGUGUGGAUUACAUGGUCUUCACUCUUCGCCUCAUUCAUAUCUUUGCCAUUCACAAGCAACUGGGACCAAAAAUCAUCAUCGUUGGGAAGAUGAUGAAGGACGUCUUCUUCUUCCUCUUCUUCCUGGGCGUGUGGCUCAUUGCAUAUGGAGUAGCCAAUCAGGCUUUGAUUUAUUCCUACGAUUCCAAUCCUGAUCGGAUCUUUCGCAGAGUUUUCUACAGACCUUACCUGCACAUCUUUGGACAGAUUCCAGUGGAGGAGAUUGAUUCUGGAAAAAAUUGGGACUUGGAAUGUACCAACAACAUGACAAUGAUUGACAGUGGUUCAGAACCUUGCAGAGUUGAGCACAGCAACUGGGUGGUUGUGGUCCUGCUGAUCAUUUAUCUGCUUGUCACCAACAUCGUGCUCAUUAACCUGCUUAUCGCCAUUUUUAGCCACACCUUCUCUGAAGUGCAGGCAAACAGCGACAUCUACUGGAAGUUUCAGCGCUACAACCUGAUUGUCACUUACCAUUUUCGACCGUCUCUGGCACCCCCCUUCAUCAUCAUUUCUCACAUCAACCUCUUCAUCAAGAGGGUUAUUCGCAGAAUGCCAUCGAUCAAAGUUCGCCACUUUGUAUUGGAGCUGGACGGGAAAGCAGCGAACAGGCUAACAACCUGGGAAACCAUUCAGAAAGAGGACUUCCUGACGGCUCGGAGCCAGACUCAGAAAGACAGUGAUUCCGAGAGAUUCAAGCUGAUCUCUGCCAAAAUGGAUGGGAUUCAGAAAAAUGUGGCUGAAACCAAAGACUAUGAACACAGACUAAGAUCUCUGGAGAAUGACAUGGAAUAUUGUUCAAAGGCUCUCAGCUGGAUUGUGGACACUUUAGCACAAAGCAGCACUUUCAAACAUCCACGACCUCCACCUUCUUUUAGAGAUUCUACCUCCUCAACAUCCAGCUGAACAUGAUUCAACCAAGGCGAUGGCAGAAAAUACACCAAAAGGAGAAAUGAUUAUGAAUGCAGCUUUUAUAGAACAUCAUGAACCUGUAAUGGAGGCUGCCAGCACGGAUGUGCAUCAUAACACCAAAGACGCUAAAGGGCUUCAAGUUCAGAAACAGCUUUUAGAACGAUUCAAUAAAAAUUUGCAAUGUGUUUUAGGACAACUGUGACUUUUAAUUGUGAUUAACUAUAGUUUACAUCUACACUGCACAUUGUCUGUCUUCAAAGGCAUUGCGGCAAGAGGGAGCGAAAAGUUACAACUCACAUGAAAGUUUGUUUUCAGGCCGUGUCACACAACCACUAUGUACGUUUUGCGUAUUUUCCACGUAUGAAAUGUCAGUCUUUCGUGAUGCGUGCGUGAUAAACAUAAUUCAUAAGUGUCUCUUGCGUUGGUCAUUUGUCGAGGGGCACACAUGUCCAUCCAAUUUUUGUUCAAUUGAGAAUUACGCAGUUUAUGCGUAUUUUACAAAGUUUAUAGGCAAUUAUAAUGUAAAUCGUACGUAGUUGUGCGUGAUUUUUGCAAGAUGCAUACGCAAAUUUGUGGCUUUCCACGACCGUUUCACGUAUGUCUGACUGACUGUUCACACAUGUACAAAUGGCGCAAUAAUCACACACGGUUCAUGUUCUACGUCGGCUUACGUGUUCUUUGCGUGGAUUUAUCUCUGUGAUUUUUAGCGUGGUUCAUUCGUGAUACAUGAGCGAAAAUUUCACGUAAAGACCACAACUUUUCUUUUUCCACGUAUGACCAAUUUUCAUCCGUGUAAUAUGCACAAAAUGUAUGUAGUGAUGCGGCCUUUCUCUACAUUUAUGGAAGAGAUUUUACAAAAUACAUGUUCUUUAAAGACAAGUGACUAUUUUCUAUUAUAUUAAUGUCAAAAUAUGAACUUUGAGGUUUUUUUCUUUGUUUUUAAAUUUUAAGAUUGUAAAGAGUUAGCUGUUUACAUAAAUAUUAUUGUACAGUUUUCAUUUCAGCUCGAUCUCUUUAUUUGUGUGUUUCUAAAUUUUUUUUAAUGGAGCCAUUAAAGGUUUUAACUGGACUUUUGGUCUUCAAGAGGUGCUAUCCUUGACACCACGUCAUUUCUGUUACAUUUGUAAUCCCUUCAAUAAAUCAAGAGAAUAAA
Messenger RNA from Oryzias latipes (Japanese medaka), 5039 nucleotides. Its product is annotated as transient receptor potential cation channel subfamily M member 4. The record is from RefSeq and is a predicted model, not a curated record. Gene Ontology annotation, biological process: calcium ion transmembrane transport. Gene Ontology annotation, cellular component: plasma membrane. Lineage: Eukaryota; Metazoa; Chordata; Actinopteri; Beloniformes; Adrianichthyidae. Gene Ontology annotation, molecular function: ligand-gated calcium channel activity; calcium-activated cation channel activity.